Molecule: messenger RNA, 1773 nt
Organism: Periophthalmus magnuspinnatus
Lineage: Eukaryota; Metazoa; Chordata; Actinopteri; Gobiiformes; Gobiidae
Gene: atp6v1h
Product: ATPase H+ transporting V1 subunit H
Exons: 13
Coding region: 34-1488 (484 amino acids)
Biological process (GO): proton transmembrane transport
Cellular component (GO): vacuolar proton-transporting V-type ATPase, V1 domain; lysosomal membrane
Molecular function (GO): proton-transporting ATPase activity, rotational mechanism
Source: RefSeq, a predicted model, not a curated record
UUUCUCAAUGCAGUGACAUAAAUAUCAUUCACAAUGGAUAUCCGCGGGGCUGUGGAUGCUGCGGUCCCCACCAACAUCAUCGCGGCCAAAGCUGCGGAGGUCCGGGCUAACCUGGUGAACUGGCAGUCCUACCUGCAGAGUCAGAUGAUUUCAGCUGAAGACUGUGAGUUUAUCAAAAAAUUUGAGGUUGCCAAUUCUGAAGAGAAACAGAUGAUAUUGUCUAAAGAGGGACAUCAGUGCGCCAAGACUUUCUUGAAUCUGAUGGCUCAUAUCUCAAAGGAGCAGACUGUUCAGUACAUCCUGACACUGAUAGACGACACUCUGCAGGAGAACCAUCAAAGGGUGAACAUUUUCUUUGAUUAUGCCAAAAAGACAAAGAACACCGCCUGGUCGUAUUUUCUGCCCAUGCUGAAUCGCCAAGACCUUUUCACUGUUCACAUGGCUGCCAGGAUCAUUGCAAAGCUGGCUGCUUGGGGCCGAGACCUGAUGGAGGGAAGUGAUCUGAACUACUACUUCAACUGGAUCAAAAGCCAACUCAGUUCCCAGAACCUACAUGGUACAGGUCCAGAAACAGGCACAGGAGCAGGGAUUAUCUCUCCCAGUGAAAGCUCUCAGUAUGUCCAGUGUGUAGCUGGCUGUCUGCAGCUGAUGCUAAGGGUGAAUGAGUACAGGUUUGCCUGGGUUGAAGCUGAUGGCGUUAACUGUAUCACGGCCGUACUGAGUAACAAAUGCGGGUUUCAGCUGCAGUAUCAGAUGAUUUUCUGUGUGUGGCUGCUGGCCUUCAGUCCUCAGCUCUGUGAACAGUUGAGGCGCUACAACGUGGUCCCAGCCCUGUCCGACAUCCUCCAGGAGUCUGUCAAAGAGAAGGUCACACGCAUCAUUCUGGCUGCAUUCAGGAAUCUUCUGGAGAAGUCUUCUGAGCGUGAGACCCGUCAGGAAUACGCUCUGGCCAUGAUCCAGUGUAAAGUCCUGAAGCAGCUGGAGAAUCUGGAGCAGCAGAAGUACGAUGAUGAGGACAUCACUGAAGACAUCAAGUUCCUCCUGGAGAGACUGGGAGAGAGCGUUCAGGACCUCAGCUCCUUUGACGAGUACAGCUCUGAACUCAAAUCUGGCCGUCUUGAGUGGAGCCCUGUGCACAAGUCUGAGAAAUUCUGGCGUGAAAAUGCGGUCCGGCUGAACGAGAAGAACUAUGAGCUCCUCAAGAUCCUGACCAGGCUGCUGGAGGUAUCUGAUGACCCUCAGGUCAUUGCUGUGGCAGCGCACGACGUCGGGGAGUAUGUGCGGCACUACCCACGCGGGAAACGAGUGAUUGAGCAGCUGGGAGGCAAACAGCUGGUGAUGAAUCAUAUGCACCAUGAGGAUCAGCUCGUCAGAUACAAUGCUCUGUUGGCUGUGCAGAAGCUUAUGGUCCACAACUGGGAGUACUUGGGCCGUCAGCUGCAGUCCACAGAUCAACAACAGGCUCCCGCUGUGGCUGCUAGGACGUAAAUUACGUGUUUGUCAUCAAGCAAUAUGUAUGUGAACUGAAGUGUGUUGUGUACAGUACUGUCACCAUUUCAAAACUCUUUGUUUACAUUCUCGUGUAGUCAUUCCUCUCCUUCUCCACGGCAAUGUCCACGGUGAUCUUCCCUUGACGAUGUAACUAUUUUUUGUGUUCUGUGCUAAAACAUGUGGUGAUUUUGAGUCGCGCUUUAAGUAUGUGAUGUGUAUAAAAUUGAGAGAUAUUUAACUGUAAAACACUGGUGAACUAAUAAUAAAGAUGUUAUCAUGUGA